This is a messenger RNA of Rotaria sordida, 741 nucleotides long. The record is from the annotation of a GenBank genome assembly. Lineage: Eukaryota; Metazoa; Rotifera; Eurotatoria; Philodinida; Philodinidae.
AUGUUAAAUACAAUCGUAUGGUGUCGAUUUUAUUCGAUAUUAAUUAUGUUUAUUACGUACCGUGAAAUCAUUGCUGCGCUAUCGACAAGUCCCAGUGAGAACAUUGGUUCACAUAAAAUUGAAGGACAAAUUCUUUUCCAACCUAAUGAUAAAGCUCUUGAUGAUAUGCGUAUACUGGUUAACGAAGGUGAAUAUAUAGGUAUCCCUCGAGUUGAUGGAACUUUUGUCAUAUCUGGUAUACCGAGUGGCUCAUAUGUUGUUUCGAUUAGUUCACCACGACACGUUUUCGAGCCAGUACGUGUUGAUAUAAAUACUAAUGGAAAAAUUCGUGCACGUAAAGUUAACUUUGUUCAACCAAAUGAAGUUGUUGUAGUAAAAUAUCCGCUUCGUUUCAAUGCAUAUGUCAAGCCGAAUUAUUUUAAAACACGUGAAGUCUACCGUUGGACUGAUAUUAUUUUCAACCCAACGUUUGCUCCAAUAAUCUUACUAACGGUUUUAUUUCUUUUUGUACCCAAAUUUCUCCCACAAGAAACAGAGAUGCGACAGAUGUUUCCAGGAACAAAUGAUAUUAUGCAACCAAAUAUGAAUAUACCCGAUAUUGCCGCUCUGUUUGCUCAAUGGUUCGGUGGACCCAGACGAAUACGACAAACAAGUCAACAGUCGAUUUCCGACGAUAAAACAGAUUCUGAUGACAUACGACGACAGAAAAAAAACAAAAAAGCAUUAAAGGGAAAGAACUGA